This is a messenger RNA of Tetrahymena thermophila SB210, 3237 nucleotides long. RefSeq lists its product as hypothetical. Gene Ontology annotation, molecular function: protein binding. The transcript has a single exon. Lineage: Eukaryota; Ciliophora; Oligohymenophorea; Hymenostomatida; Tetrahymenidae. The record is from RefSeq and is a predicted model, not a curated record.
AUGAGCAACAAACAAGAUAAAGGAUUGAAAAAACCCAACCAGUAAAUAGGAAAUACUUAGAGUAACGGAACUGGUCCCUCUAGUAACUAAGGCAGAUCAGAGUACAAUAGCUAGCCUUAUUCCAGUUAUAAAGGUAGAGGAAAUAACCCAACUAGUUAUCUAAAGAAGGAAGAAGGAAGAAAUAAUGAAGAAGGAUAGGGAAUUCUAAGGAAUAUUGGAGGACCUCGCUCAGGAGGAGCUUUCAAAGAUGACUUGAGCAAUACCACAAGAAAGAAGGGACUUGGAAAGAACAAAUUCAUUUAAAUUUACAACGAUUAUAGCCUCAGUCGUAGAAAUGGAUUUGAAUUAAAUUAGGAUUGGCUUAAAGGCUUGCACACUCAAUUCCCUUAGAUAUUUGUCCGUGAGCAUUUGGCACCUAUUUUUACUGAUAAGUCUUACUGUGAUAGCUUUAAUGUUGCAGAGGCAUUCGAAAAGGUUGUUAAAAAGCCAACUGAUGCCUUGUAAACCUUUGCUUAACCUGCUGUAGAGCAACCUACUGUCUAAAAUGAAUAAAAGAAUUAAAGCGAUUCAGAAGAAGAACCUAAUUGGGAAGUAGACGAAUAACAGUUUAAUUUCGAAUUUAAAUCAUUUGAUAAGGAAAAGUAUGCACAAGAAAUGAAAGAUAAAAACAACAAAAGAAACAAAGAUUAAGACAGCAACAAUUCAAAGUAAUUCCAAAGACAGUAAUAACAAUAGAAAUAAAAAUAACCUGAAUAGGUUACAAAUGGAUUAGAUUUAUUUUUGUAAUAAUAACAACAAUAACAAUAAUAGCAAUAAUAGAGCACAGAAAAUUAAGGAGAUGCUUUAAGUUUAUUUAUAGCUUCAAUUUAAAGCAAUAAUAAUAGCAAUAAUAAUGACAUGUUAUCUGGUCUAUUAAGUGGCUCUAAUUAGCAAAAUGACUAAGCAUAAAAACAAGAAGCUGACUAUGAUUUAGAAUACGAAGAUAUAGAUAUGAAACUAGAGAGAUUAGCCAAAGAAAAUGAGAAGAAGAAAGAGUUCGAAAGACAGCUCAUCAAAUUCGAAGAAGAGCAAAAAAACCAAUAAGAAGAAUUGUAAAAUGGUGAUGAUGAAGAUGAAGAUGACGAUGAUAAAAAUUUGGAGGCCUUUGGCGAAACCUCUGUAUAACCUAAAGACAAUACUACUUAAGCCCGUUAAAUAAAUAAUAAAACUGUUAUUGCUAAUGCUUUUGAAGAUGCAGAUGAUGAUGAAGAUGACCUCGAAGAUGAUGAAGAUGAGGAUAAUGAUGAAACUUUUAAUACAAAGUAAGACGAGCCUUACUAUCCUGAUAACAGCAAGCAAAUUCAACAAAAAUAGGUAGAACAAAGCUAAUAAGAAAUAAGCAGCAUCGGACCCAAGGCUACCUUCCUUCAAACCUUAAGAGAUAAUAACUAAAAAGCAGAAGAAUUUAAUAACAAUUAGAAGUAUGAUAUGGAUUCAAAUCAUAAUUAGAAUGGUAACCAAAAACCCAUUACAUCAAUUGGAGGGUUUGGAGGCUUUGAUAAUCAAUUCUUAAAUAUGGAUUAUGAAGAUGAAAACUUUACUAAUAUAUUUGGUAAAAUGCCAAAGUAAGAUGUAAAUAGUUACUUAUACAAGAAUUCAGAUGAUGAACAAGAAUAAAAUGAGCAAGAGGAAGAAGAUGAUGACAAUUUCUAAGAUAAAAAUAAAGAAGAAUCCGACGAAGAAAAGAGCCAACUUGAAAAGUUAAUAGUUAAUUAAGCAGAUCCUGAAGACAUAAAAUAAAAGGUUUAUGAAGCACUCUUUUAAGGAACUACAGACUAAGAACGCAGAGAAUAAGAAGAAAAAAGAAAAGAAAAAGAGAGAAAAGAAAUUGAAAAGAUAGCUGAAUUAAUGUCUUACCAAGAAGAAGAAAAAGGAAAUUACUUCUAAGCUUGUGCUUAUCUAUUACAAGUAAACCCCUAAGAACCUAUUUGGGUUUAUAAGGACAUGAAAGGUGAAAAAUAAGGUCCUUAUAACUCGAUAUAGAUGGACAGUUGGAAAGAACAUUUUGCAGCUACAGAAGUAGCUCACAGUAGAAGUUUGUACUGGAUUAAAUACAAAGAUUUAACACUCUACACUAAAAUAUAUGUAAAUCAUGUAAAAGAUUUGAUUUAACAAGAACAAAGCAAAAAUGAGUGGUAGUAAAUGUAUUUGUUGUAAUAGCAACAAUAACAAUAACAAAACUAGCUUUUACAAGGGUAAUAAGUAAACUAAUAAGUUAGAAUAGACCCAAAAGUAUAGUAGCAACUCUUGGCUCUUUAAAUGUAGUACGCAUAACAAGGAUAAGGAGGACAGAAUGUUGCUAAUACUUAGUAAUAAUAGCAAUAAUUGAUGCAAAACAUGUAAAAUUUGCUUAAGAAUCCUUAGAUUGCUUCUUUUUACAGAAGCUAAUAAAUGAUGCAACAUCAACAACAAUAGCAACAGUAAUAAUAAUAACAAUUCUAACAGUAGCAGUAAUAAUAGAUAAUUUAAUAAUAAUAGCAGCAAUAGCAAUAGCAGAGUUUUAAUUAAAUAAAUUUACUAAUGCAAUAACUACAAUACUAGCAAUAAUAGUAAGGCAAAUAAGGAAAUUUAAAUAAUUAGUAAUACCAGUAGUAUAAUCCUAAUGACUCACAUGCUAAUAAAUAUAUUUUAUAAUAGUUAUAAAGAUAGCAAUAACAACAAUAAUUAUAGCAAUAGUAAUUCUUACAAAUUGAAUAACUAUCUUAAUACCACUUAGGCAAAAAGCAAAACAAAUAAUAACUUAGUUAAGGUAAUAUGAAUAACAAUAAUAGAAAUUCUAAUUAGUAUGCUCAAGACGGUGUUUAAGGAAUGGUUAACAAUAAUUAGUAAAAUCAUAGAAAAAAUAAUUCAACAAACGUGGGUCAGAAUUAUAAGGCUGGAGGUGCUCACGUUUACUAAAAUUAAAAUAAUGGCUACAACGGUAUGGCAUAAAAUAACAAUAACUACAGAAAUGACUACCAAAGAAAUUAAAACUAAGGAGGAUACAACAACCCAGAUUAUAAUAAUAAUAGAACAAACCAAGCUAACAAUCCUCAAAAUAAUAAUAACUAAAUGUACAACCAUAGAAACUAAUAAGGAAAGCACAACCCUAGCAACAGCAUGAGUAACAACAGUAACGAUAACUACAUUAAAAAUAACUAAAAUAACAGAGGAGGCAAACCUUAUUUAAAUGACUAAGAUUUCCCUAGUCUCUCUUGA